Lingula anatina is the source of this 1821-nucleotide messenger RNA. RefSeq names its product neuronal acetylcholine receptor subunit alpha-9. Gene Ontology annotation, molecular function: transmembrane signaling receptor activity; extracellular ligand-gated monoatomic ion channel activity. Lineage: Eukaryota; Metazoa; Brachiopoda; Lingulata; Lingulida; Lingulidae. Gene Ontology annotation, biological process: monoatomic ion transmembrane transport. The record is from RefSeq and is a predicted model, not a curated record. Gene Ontology annotation, cellular component: membrane.
ACAUAUUCAGCAUCAGUCGCAUUGAUUGAUUGACCACUCAUACCGGACGGAGAAAAUGGUUACAAGAGAUCCAUGACAACCUAAAUAAUUACGGGCGCAUUACUCGGCGUUGCCUUGCCACUGACUUCUACUCACCGUUGUCAUAUGGACAUCUAUUGGAAGGCAUAUCAGGCAUGACGUCCCAAGUAUAAUCGGGUUCUGUAUACAAUUAUAUACCAGCGUUUUCAGAGCGUGACAUCGGACUAUUUGUACUUUGAUAACAUGGCGAUGGAAACACCGAAACGGGCUCUUUUCUUCCUGCUGACAGUAUGCGCCUGCCAGAUUGUAUCAACAAGCGGCCGUAGUGUGGAGUACAAGAACCUGUUCGACUUAAAGAAAUCUCUUUUGUCUACCUACGACACCAACCUGAGGCCUGUCUUGGACCCACGUGACGCCGUGAACGUCAGCGUGGACAUCAGUAUCAACCAAGUCAUAGAAUUGAAUGCAGCCGAACAAAUCUUGUUUGUAAGCAUCUGGCUCAGGCAGUCGUGGAGAGAUGAAUUACUGACUUGGAACGCGUCCGAGUACUCGAACCAGACAAUGUUUGACGUGGCGAUAAGCAGUAUUUGGAGACCAGAUUUGACCAUCUAUAAUGACGUUAGAGAAGAAGAGAGAGAGAUCACGUCCUACCCAGCCUAUGUGUUAAGCGACGGAAUUGUGCAUUGGAACACUCCCAUUAUCUUAAAAAGCAGCUGUAUCAUGGACAUCUACCAUUUCCCAUACGACAAACAAAGGUGUCCCAUAAAAUUCGGUUCCUGGCAUUACCAUGGAUUUCAACUGAACGUCAUAAACAAGACGGCGUUUGGAGAUACGUCGUCGUUCGUGAGAAAUGGCCAAUGGGAAUUGGGCAUCGUGCCAGCGAUACGGACGGUCGAGUACUAUGCCUGCUGUGAGGAACCGUACCCGGAUGUGACGUUUCAUCUGGUCCUCUGCCGAAAACCAUUAUACUAUGUUUUUAAUCUUAUUCUUCCGUGUAUUGUCAUUCUGAUCAUGACAGGCAUAAGUUUCUAUUUGCCGGUGGAAUCUGGAGAAAAGGUAUCGUUUGGUGUGACUGCUGUGUUGGCUUUGAUGGUGUUCUUGCAGCUGGUUUCCGACUUGACACCGACGCAGUCUGAAGUUGUUCCUGUCUUGAGUAUGUACUUGGGCUGCGUUCUGCUUCUGAUAUGCGUUUCCACUCUAAGCAGUAUAAUGGUCACCAGUGUCCAUUACCGAGGAGAGCAUGGCCAAGCGUUACCUUUCUGGAUGGAAAAGUUGUUCCUGAACUGCCUGGGACGUGUAGUCUGCUUCAAGGGCGCAGCAGACGACGCCAUUGGUGACGAUGUCAAUAUCGACAGCGAUCCUUAUAAAUGGCUGACAAAGAAACUGUCAGACCCAAACCUUCGCCGUCAGUCACGUGGAAGCCAAAAUGGCGAUGCACUAAACAUCAGCAGCGAGUACAAUAACCCCGCCUUUCAGGCAGACGUCCGUAGGAACUUAAAGUCAAGAAACAACAACGAGGGCAACAAUGAAGAGAUGGUACUAGUCUUACAAAACAUUCAUCGAACGCUGCAAGGCAAAGACGCACAAGGCCGGGCAACCAAGACGGACGAACGGUCCAAGCUGCAAUGGAGAUUUACCGCUACGAUCAUUGACAGAUUUGUGUUGUACAUUUACGUUUUUGUCACUAUUGCUUUGACAGCAUGGUUCUUUUCCAUGCCUCCAGCAUGUAACCCGGCAGUGAUUGAAAACAGUCAGUAAUUCCUGCAAAGAAUAUGAGUGCUUAUGAAAGAUGUUCUAUCCAAA